Molecule: messenger RNA, 1232 nt
Organism: Brassica rapa (field mustard)
Lineage: Eukaryota; Viridiplantae; Streptophyta; Magnoliopsida; Brassicales; Brassicaceae
Source: RefSeq, a predicted model, not a curated record
GUAUUAAAAUAUAGAAAAUACAAAACAUGUAGAUAUGAAAAUUAAUAUUAUAAAUUAUCUUUAUGUAUAACAAUUCUUUUAUAAAAAACUUUGCAUAUAUAUUCAAUAAUAUUGUGACAGAUAUUUGUGAACUACUAAAAUUAAUUAAUUUGAUAAUGUUUUUUGUAAGACUAAUAUGUUAGUAAGUCAACUAAAUGGAAUACAAUUAUUAAAAAUGAACAAGUAAUUUUUUUUAUUUUGAAUCAUAUAUUUUUAUUUAAAAGCCUUAUAUAUAUUAGAUAUACAAAUCUAAUACGUAUCUGUUACUUAAUUUUAUUAAAAAUCUUGAUUUUACGUUUCUAUAUGAUUUUGCUCUCACGUGUCCGCUUUCGAUUUCAUGUAACAUAGACGAAGAGUAAGAGAAAUAUUUGUUUUUGACUUAAAAGAGGUUAAUUUUCGGAGUAAAAAUCUUCUAACAGUAAGAUUACAGAAUCUUCUAGCUUUUUAAAAGUAAAAAAAUCAAAAUUGUAUUUAACGUGUACCCUUCACUCACUAGUGGUCUAAUUCUUUUUUUAAAAACUAUCUGAAAAUGGAGAGGGGUCAGGAGAAAGGCACUGAGAAGCAGGUGGAAACGGCAGAGAUGGGGUGGUUCGCCAAAACGAGAGCAUUCUUGGAGAUUCCAAACCUGGCGAUCGUCAAAGUUUUGGUGAUGAGCAGCUCAGCUACGUUCACAUCAGGAAUUGCCUUAGCCUUUGAAUGGUUAUUUCACGGCAGGAGCCACACAGGAUUCACGUGGAUCAUCUACUACGCAUUGUUCUUGAUCUGUCUUCCUCUUCUCCUCUUGAUUGGUCUCCGUAUCCUCAUGGCCAUCUCUUGCUCUAGCCGCGGCUCAUCCAGUCAGAUUGUAGACUCAGUCGCAGCAGCAGCAGCCAAAGACCCUUGUGCUGAUGAGGCGCAGAAAACUGAAGAAACGGAGAAAAACAGUUGCCGGAGUUUAGCUGUUGUAGUUGAUUCUGAUGAAAGGAAGAUGAACAGAGACGAGAAAACUCUAAAACGCGCCGUUUCAUUCCCUUCUCAUGGCAAAGUAAGAUCAUGUCGUACUCGUUAAAGACAAAAAUGAAAAAAAAACUAAUGUUGUUUAACUUUUAGUUAUCAGAUUGAUCCAGGAAUCUAAUAAUCAUAAUAAUAAACAUGUCUGAAGUUUUCUUUGACAUUUUUUUUCAAUGAUCCUCAGAAAAAUCGAAUUUAGUAGA